Molecule: messenger RNA, 1531 nt
Organism: Trematosphaeria pertusa
Lineage: Eukaryota; Fungi; Ascomycota; Dothideomycetes; Pleosporales; Trematosphaeriaceae
Exons: 1
Coding region: 137-1144 (335 amino acids)
Biological process (GO): regulation of transcription by RNA polymerase II
Molecular function (GO): RNA polymerase II cis-regulatory region sequence-specific DNA binding; DNA-binding transcription factor activity, RNA polymerase II-specific
Source: RefSeq, a predicted model, not a curated record
CCUCCUCUCGUCAACGUUGCGGCACCGUGCUUAACCUCCAAACACUACAUCGGCCACCACACACUUCCCACCUGGCCUGCCAGUCCUUGUUCCCUCUGCUAAUCCAGCCUCGCCCCCACACUGCACAUUAAUGGCAAUGGAGCUCGAUACCAGCGGCUUCGGCGACUGGGCAAACGAUGCCUUUGUCGCUCUGAACAACGGCGGUAUCACCCCUUCAUCGGAAAAAUGGGCGGCCUUCAGCAGCAAUCCGUCUUUCACCAUUCCACCCUCCCUCCUAACACAAGCUUCCAUUGAGCGCUUUGGCCAGAUCACACCACCCGACGAGCUUUCGCCCGCGGAGAACUGCCACGACUCCGCAAGGGAAGGCUCCAUCCCCAUCGAGCAGCUGAGGAACGAGGCCCUUUGGCCGGAGCAUCAACUUCAAGCUCUGCAAGACUAUCACCCACAGCUCGACUCUCCAGAGCAGUCACAGCCGCAGGCCCAAGAGCGCUCCCCCAAGCGUCGCCGCACGACGAGGGAGGCCGCGGCCAACCAGACGCCGGACCACCCCGCCUCAUCACAAGCUCAACCGGAUGCCGCCAACCCGCAACCCCCUAAGCGGAAGCGGGGCCGGCCCAAGUCGCAGCCCCAGAUGGUGGAGGCCUAUACAGCCGACGGCUACCCAUUCCACGUCUCUUCGGCCCGACAGUCGCACCUCGAGAAGAACCGCGUUGCCGCUCACAAGUGCCGCCAACGCAAGAAGGAGUACAUCAACGGGCUCGAGGCUCGCGCGCGAGACUUCUCGACGAAGAAUAAAGCCCUCAAGGAGAACGUGGCGAUGCUGCGCGAGGAGGUGCUCGAGCUCAAGAACGAGGUGCUGCGGCACGCCGGAUGCGGCUUCUGGGCAGUGGACGAAUACCUUGCACGAUGCGCAGGCGAUCUCUUGGGCGUUCAGGCGCCAGAUGGCAUGCCCGGAUCAGGAUCACGCAAGCUGAGCCACACGCGGAGCCCGACUUCUGCCCUGCUAGAGCCGGCAAAGCAGCGCGAGUGCAGCGCCGAGUCCCUACCUAGCCAAGGCACCACGAACUCACCCGACACCGACGACUACGGCGGCCUUGAGCUGCUGCAGGACACCGACGAAGAGGAAGAGGGCCAAAGGAUAUGAGCCUUCCUCACCCGACUUGCCUUGGCUGGCCCAGUUUUCCUUCAAUUCACAAUCACGAAUGGUCGAGACGCGUGCGGAGAUGGCCUUUGUUACGACCGAAUCUAUGAUACCCACCCUGAAUAUUCCGAUUCCGCAAAAAGUUCCCUUCGAUUCUCCUUUCAGCACCUCUUACCCUUCGUGGCUUGUGUUAUUUCUUUGGCAUUUGCUGCGAAGACCGGCUGCAAGUUCGGGCCGUAGCAGCCAUGAUCUCAUGAUAUUGGGUGGGGUAGGACGGGAUGAAGGCGGUUUGGCGAUGCGCAAAGCAUCAGGAGGAUCGAAGUCAAAACGAGUGGAUUGGAUUGGCUUCCAGUUUGCUCAACGAGGUAGCUGCAAUUAACUGAGUACUCC